AUGGAUGACAUUAGCGAGAAUAAACCAGGUGAACAACACAGAGUUGCAAGAUAUCGUAGAAGGGAUGUUCGGAAUUUAGACAACAAGCUUGGGUUCAGGGGUCAGGCUGAGGAGCCUGUUAAGAAGAGAGUUAAGUUUUCCAAUCUACCGGUUGACGUUUCUGAUUUUACUGUGGAGGAUAUGGUAAAAGAAUUUGGAACACCGGUGUUCUCCAGGUUUUAUGAAUACAAAGAUGGUAGAACGGCUGUGUUUGAAUUAGAAACCCCAGGAGCUAUGGAGAAAGUGGUUGAGAAAUAUAAUGAUUUCGAGAUAAACGGUAGUAAGAUAGCCGUCGAGAUGUUUGACUUGAGACAAAGAAAGCCAAAAAGUAGUUUUACUCCAGUGUAUGCUAGAGGUUCUAGAGGAAGCCAUUAUGCUGAAAUCCGUGAACAACCGUUUACGAGCAACAAGAGCUCCCAUGGUUCCAGAAAAAAAGCCACACAGCCAGCCAAGCCAACUGUGGAAGAAUUGGAUGCAGAACUAGAAGCUUAUAUGAAAUCUACGUAA
Tetrapisispora phaffii CBS 4417 is the source of this 546-nucleotide messenger RNA. It is a transcript of the gene YRA2, whose product is annotated as Yra2p. Gene Ontology annotation, molecular function: RNA binding. NCBI's taxonomy places the organism in Eukaryota, Fungi, Ascomycota, Saccharomycetes, Saccharomycetales, Saccharomycetaceae. The record is from RefSeq and is a predicted model, not a curated record. The transcript has 2 exons. The coding region runs from base 1 to 546 and encodes 181 amino acids.